GAACUAAUGAGUCUGAUACUUUGGGGGAAAUCGAGGCGCAGUCACGUCGCCCCACCUCCCAUUUAAGGCAGGCGCGCUCCCGUGCGUGAGGCAAACUGUCACUACAGAGUAUUUAGGAAACCUCCUUCCUGUGUGCUGAACCACAAGCUGCAGAGCCACCAUGCAACUCCGUGCAAAGCAAACUCUUCUCAGUCUCCUGUCAGUGCUGAGUGUCUGUGCUGCUGCUGCGGACCCACACGCACCUGAAGUUCACACGAAGCUGGGCAGCCUGAGAGGUGAGUAUGUGAGUGUAAAGGGGAAGGAGCCCGGGGUCCACGCCUUCCUGGGUGUCCCGUUUGCCAAGCCACCGACAGGCCCUGCUCUGAGACUGGCUGCACCCCAGCCUGUGGAGGGAUGGGAGGGAACGAGAGACGCUACCAAGCAGCCUGACCUUUGUGUUCAGAAUAAACAGAUGCUUUUAGAUCUGAUAGCUAAAGUCGACAUCGAGAUGGCACAUGUUCCAGACAUGUCAGAAGACUGCCUCUACCUCAACAUCUACACCCCUGCAAACAGAGCUCAAGAUGCCAAGCUCCCGGUCAUGGUUUGGAUCCAUGGCGGAGGGUUUGUUUCAGGGUCAGCCUCAAUUUACGAUGGCUCCCCCUUGGCUGCUUACCAGGAUGUGGUCGUUGUUUUGAUCCAGUACCGAUUGGGAGCCCUGGGCUUCCUCAGCACUGGAGAUGAGCACAUGACCGGGAACUUUGGCUUGUUGGACCAGGUUGAAGCUCUGAGGUGGAUCCAGCAGCACAUUCACAACUUUGGCGGAGACCCAGAUUCAGUAACGGUAUUUGGGGAGUCUGCUGGUGGAGCGAGCGUAUCACUCCUGCUCCUCUCACCAUUGAUCGAAGGCCUGCUCCACCGUGGCAUCGCUGAGAGCGGCACUGCUGCAAUGGAUGUACUUCUGAUAAGUGAUCCUCUUCCACUGACAAAGAUGGCAGCAAAUGUAUCUGGCUGUAGCCUUGAAAGCACAGAGGAGAUCAGCCGCUGCAUGAAAAACCUUGACUUUGAUACUGUUGUGACUCUUGCAAAGGAUGAAACCUUAAGAUAUUUAGUAAACGUUGAUGGACACUUUCUGACAAAAACCGUGGAUGAGAUUUUCCAGAAACACGAACUUCACACUGUGCCUUUUAUGACUGGUGUUAAUAAUGAUGAAGGGGGCUGGUUACUUCCUAGUUUUCUUGCUCCUCCAAACUGGACUGAGGGAUUAGAUCGGGAGCAGGUGGUCAACAUAAUUUCUUUCUUUUUAAGUGAUCCUAAAACUGCGAUCAUCAGAGAUAUGAUGAUAGAUGAAUACAUCGGAACCGGUGAAGAUCGAGUGAAGAACAGAAAUGGAUUAUCUCAGUUGACUGGAGAUAUCUUGUUUACCUUUCCAGCUAUCAAGGCUGCUAAUGCCCACAGAGAUGCAGGCGCAGCUGUUUACCUGUACGAGUACCAGCAUGCUCCCAAUAUGCUGAAGGCAAAAAGGCCGAGCUUUGUUGGGUCUGACCAUGGGGAUGAAAUCUUCACAGUAUUAGGAUUCUGUUUCACAACCACCCAUGUCAAAUUACAUGAUGAAUGCCUAAAAGAGGAGGAAGAGCUCAGCAGAAUCAUGAUGAGCUACUGGGGCAACUUUGCUCGCACAGGUUCUCCUAAUGGGAACGGCCUUGUCCACUGGCCUAAGUAUGGAGCAGAAGAAGACUACCUGUCAAUUGCACUGACGGAGCAGACGCCUGCUCGGCAGCUGAAGAAGGAGCGCUUUGUCUUCGUGACUCAGACCAUCCCAGAGAGCGUCCGACAACAUAUAGAGAAGAUGGAGCGCAGCGAGCUGUAGAGGAGUCUGCUCUCCUUUCACCAUUCCAUCUCUUUUUUAAUCAUUAACCACUAACAAGUAUGUUAGAUAUUCUGUGAGACAUUUGUGAAACUUAAGGGGGAAAUAAAAAUUCUAACAUUUGUUGUACUUACUGUAACCUUUAGGAUGUAUCAUACAUUGUGUAUUAUUAAAUUAAAUGGUCUCAAAGUUUUGAAAUUCAAUCAAACUCAGCAGUAACUAGUUACAAGUUAACGUUGUUUAAAUAUAUAUACAGUAUAUCCUGCUUAUAUUGAUCAUCAGUUUUAAACUUGUGAUGUAUUAGUGAUCUACCAAUAUUAAAAUAUGGACUUAUA
Paralichthys olivaceus (Japanese flounder) is the source of this 2178-nucleotide messenger RNA. It is a transcript of the gene ces2b, whose product is annotated as carboxylesterase 2b. The record is from RefSeq and is a predicted model, not a curated record. NCBI's taxonomy places the organism in Eukaryota, Metazoa, Chordata, Actinopteri, Pleuronectiformes, Paralichthyidae.